AUACAUACAUACAUAUAUAUAUAUAUAUAUCAUUCAAUUUCCAGCUCCACAUAUAACCAUCAGAACUGAACUAUCUGCUAAAUCGAUCCAUCCAUCGGAUUCAAAUCCCUAAUUCAGACCACAGUCAGUCAGUGAAGAAGCAAUUAGUAAUAAAUAGCAAUAUGGUUAGGGCAGGGUGUGUUGACGAGAGUGGAGUGAAGAGAGGGGCGUGGAGUGAGGAAGAAGACAACAAAUUGAGAGAUUAUGUUCUCAGAUAUGGCCACUGGAACUGGCGAUUGCUCCCCAAAUAUGCUGGGCUGAACCGGUGCGGGAAGAGCUGCAGACUGCGAUGGAUGAAUUAUCUGAAACCAGGCGUGAAGAGAGGCCAAUUCACCAUCGAAGAAGGAGAACUCGUCAGAAGACUUCACCAGGAACUCGGCAACAGGUGGUCAGCCAUUGCAGCAAAGCUCCCGGGAAGAACCGACAACGAGGUGAAGAACUACUGGCACACAAAUUUCAACAAGCACCGCCGCAGCAAGAAAUCAGCUGCCUGCAAAUCUUCAGGAUAUGUCAACGUCAAUGGCAAAAUCAAGCAGCAGGCCGUAGAUGGUGAUCGGAAAUCCUCGUCGUUCCGGCAAGAGAAUAAUAAUAAUAAUAAUAAUAAUUGUCUGAGUUCAUCGGAAACGUCAACGUAUUCCUCCGGCGGCGGCGAUGUGUACGUUUUGGACACGUCAUCGUCGUCGUCAUCGUCGUCGUGCAGCAGCAGCAGCAUUUGGUCAGGCCAUGAUUAUGAAGCGUGGUCGUGUGAUCUGGAUCCGUUGAUCUGGUCUGAGAUGUCGAGCUUCAAUUGGGACAUUGAGGAUUCAAUUGAUUCUGGUGGAUUGGUGGGGAUGUCAUCCUCGUCGUUUUUGGUGGACACUUCUAAUUACAUCCAAGAAUUUGAUUUUUCUUUGUUUGAUGACUCUACUUUCGACAGUCAUAUGCCGGGGGUGUUCGAUGAUGCUAAUGUGAGCUUGUUCAAUUGAUUCAAUGAAU
This is a messenger RNA of Andrographis paniculata, 1014 nucleotides long. RefSeq names its product transcription factor WER-like. The record is from RefSeq and is a predicted model, not a curated record. Bases 162 to 1004 code for a protein of 280 amino acids. The transcript has 3 exons. NCBI's taxonomy places the organism in Eukaryota, Viridiplantae, Streptophyta, Magnoliopsida, Lamiales, Acanthaceae.